This is a messenger RNA of Clonostachys solani, 2622 nucleotides long. The record is from the annotation of a GenBank genome assembly. NCBI's taxonomy places the organism in Eukaryota, Fungi, Ascomycota, Sordariomycetes, Hypocreales, Bionectriaceae.
AUGGUGUUGAGCAUGGAGUCUGAAGGUCGACCGGAGGCCAGGCCCAACGGGAAUACAAUCAGCAGCAACAAUAACACCGCCGCCGCCAACUCCAACGAAGGCUUGGGAGCGGGCCAGAAGCGCAACGGGGACGAGCUUCAGUCCGACUCUGCCGCCGUGAAGCGACGGGCAUCUAGAGCUUGCCUCUCGUGUCGUACCCGUAAAGUUCGCUGCGACGUGACCAAUCGCGGUGUGCCCUGCACAAACUGUCGUCUAGACACAGUCGAAUGCGCCCUCACUGAGUCCUGUCGAGGCCGCGUACGCAAGGCGACCACAACUACACAUGGAACAGAAGCGAGAUCGACGUCCUCGAGAUUAGAGCAUCAGGAUCUGGAUCCGCAUCCACGUGAAAAUAUACAGUCGCAAGUGCACACCCAUACCAAUCUCUACGCGCAAACGAAUGGUUCUUACGCCGAGUCGGCUGCGGAGGAAUUUCCAGUAUCCUUGACAUUUGAAGGCCUACGGGACGUUGCGGACCGCGAAGAAGACACACUUAACCGCCCAGACCAUGACAAUAUUGAGGCAUCCAUCGCCAGCUCAGCCGUUGAGGCCCUUCGCACAUCAUCAUCCGCGGGCCCCUCGCCAGCCGGCGGGAACCAAGGGCUGGCCCUGCCUCCGUACAUUCGACCAUUGCCGCCGCGGCUGAAGGCUGCUGAUCUUUACUACCUCAUGGCCAAGGACGCCCUCAGCAUACCAGACGAAGAGCUUCAGCGGCAGCUGCUACGGCAGUAUAUCCAGCACGUCCACCCCUUCAUGCCCAUCCUAGACCUUGCAGACUUCUUGCUACCGAUCGCCUGUCGCGACGCGUCGUCGGGCUCUCCAGUCAGCCUGCUUCUGUUCCAGGCGGUCAUGUUUGCUGGCGUGGCAUAUAUAGAUUUUGAAUAUUGUGCCUCAAGGGGCUAUGACCACCGUAAAUCGAUGCGCAAGCACUUCUUGGACAAAGUCCGAGUUCUCUACGAUCUGGACACGGAACCUGACCGUACAGCGCGACUGCAGGCCCUGCUCCUCAUGACAUACUGGUACCAGAGGGCCGAGGAUGAGAAGGACACAUGGCACUGGACAGGCAUCGCACUGUCGCAAAUCUACAUGCUGGGAAUCCACCGCGACCCCAACCAGCUGGAUGUCCCCCCGAAAACCAUGAGGCGAAGGAAGAGGAUAUGGUGGGCGUGUUACGUGCGUGACCGUCUCAUCGCACUGGGGAUCCGGCGGCCUGCUCGAAUAUGCGCAAGCGAUUUCGACGUUCCGGCAUUGACGUUGCAGGAUUGCGAGUUGGAGCCCCUGGAUGCGACUGUUACCUCCUUCCUGGGCGACCUCCCGGCGGUAGACGGUACGACCCAGAGGGAUCUUAUGCGUUGUUUCAUCGACCUCACGAGGCUGUGUGACCAUAUCGGCGACAUUCUGUCCACCCAGUAUACAACAGUGGGCAACAAUACCUGCAGAUUCAAGACGGAAGAUCGGAUGACCAUGAUGGUGGUGCCCCAGAGAUCAGCCCAGCAGAGAGAAGACAUGGCAAGCUGUGUUGCGAACCUGUAUACGUGGCAGCAGAAUAUGCACUCCACCAGUCGAUAUCGACCCAGCCGACCACGGAGCGAGCCUUUUCAAGAACCGGCUGAGCUAGAGAUUCAUCCUGUAGUGCAUCUGCAUCAGGCUAUGAUAUACAUGAUCUAUCUCACCGCCACUGCCAUCCUCCACCGGCCACGUGCACAGCAUGAACAGUCUCGUGGUGACGGCAUCAACAAUGAAAACGGCAUAAAUCUAUCGACGACGAGUCCGCGUCUCGGCCCAGGUACAGCCAACCGAGCCGGCACGAACAUAAGCACUGGCCCAUUGACCAGCCGCUCCGCCGACAAGAUAGCCGACGCUGCUGCUGGAAUCACAGAGAUAGCAUAUGACUUACACUACGGCCGGCAUGGCAACCAGCUGCGUUUUGCAUCCACCUCAGCGAUUCCAGCGCUGUUGUCGGCCAUUCUCAUCCACUUAAAUGAAAUCAGCUCGUCCAAGAAAGACCCCGUGAGGAGGUAUGUGGCUAUUGGUCGUUUCUACCAAUGCUGGCAAGCGCUCCAGUAUCUCCGGGACAUGUACGCUUCGGCAGAUCACGUUAUAUGGUUCUUGGAGGCUGUGAUAGAGAAGACCAACGUCGAAAUCCCCAUGCUGAACCUCACAACGACACCGCAUGCUUCUACAGCUGACUCCAGGCGGGUGCCCUCAAGCAAAACCACUGCCCAUCCGGCGUCACACCGGCGGACUGACCCUCCUCCCAGCCAGACCGACACAGCCAUCUCCGGGCCCAGCGACCAAGCCGGGCGCAACACCAUGAUUACGCCGGUUACACUGGAAAAUGAGCCAACUGGCGGCUCACAAUCUAACGGUGUCCAUGAUAUGCGUGGGGACUGUUUCCCGAAAAGGCUGCCGGUAUUCCAAGGUCCCUUCUCUCAACCACAGGCCAGCAUGAACGUGGGCGACCACCCCAUGGUGAAUGACCCGCAUGACGCGUGGACGAUCUUCGAUGACGAGGAUGACCUCCUGCAAGCCCUGGUGCAUUUCGAUGCAGAUCCGAAUUUCUUCCCAGCCAGCGGAUUUUGA